Physella acuta is the source of this 1034-nucleotide messenger RNA. RefSeq lists its product as uncharacterized. NCBI's taxonomy places the organism in Eukaryota, Metazoa, Mollusca, Gastropoda, Physidae. The record is from RefSeq and is a predicted model, not a curated record.
CUUGUGGGCGUGGUACGCAGUCGUUAAGGGCAGCUCCUCGAUGGUUGGGUAGACAAUGUGUUGAUUCAUAGCAGAACAUUCACCAACGUUAAGCAGAGUUUAUCUGAAAACUUUACUGAUUCAACACUUGAUCAUGAAGACCGCACUGAUUUGUCUAACACUAGUCCUUGGUUUUGGAACGGAAUUUCUAGAAGCUUCAUUAAGCCAAUGUAACAGCCAUGACGGACAAGCUUUUUCCAACUUUAUCGAAAUACUUGUCGGAAACUAUUCAAACACGCACAUACACUUCACCGGUAUACUUAGUCCUGUGAAGCUCGGGCGAGUUAACACUCUGAACACGAGUAUCGUGCUGUUUUUUGAUGAAUAUCUACAUGGGACUCGAGUUCGAAAAACGUUAAUUGGCCUCAGUUCAUGGUUAGGAAGAAUCUACGCGAAUGUGUACAACAUUACAGCUACAAAUUUCCCAACCAGCCGUACACAACUGGAGCGAUAUUUCAAAGACACACUGGUAGCAAGUUCGCUUAAUCACGAACCUGAGUGCACUCGUAUAUUCUCUCGGAAAGAUCACUUUGACGAUAUAUUCAGAGGCUCAUGGCCGGGGUGCACAAUAACAAAAAGUCCGGCCCCGCCUCAUCUAAAAGCCGAAUUCAGUUGCACCGGAUUUUCUUUACAUCUGCCCGAUGGAGUUGUGUUCAAAGCAAAUAAAACGCCACUGUCGAGUCUUACAUGGCCAGAUACCUUUCACGCUUACAUAAUGAAACGAAAACCCUGCAGAUACCAAUAGAAGACUUUAAUCUGUAAUCUCAGAGGUUUUGGCAGAAUUUUUAUUGGCGCAUGUUUUUAAAAAAAAGCACCGGAAAAAAUAAAUAGGGCCUACUAUUUGAAGUUGUUGAUUUUUUUUUUUACAGAAAUAAAAAAUAAAGUUUGUGAAUAAAUAAAAUGUUAAAGUACAUGUAAAUUGUCAAGUAAUUAUCAUAGGAAUUGAAAAUGUGUGCUGAUUGUUUUGUUCUAUGAUUAAAAAAAAGUUUUUAAAA